AUGGUGACUCCUCCCACUGUCGAGCAUGAGGACGAGGAGAUGCUCGUGCCCGCCCAGGAGGUGGCCGCUGCCGACACCGACGCAGCGCAGCCCAUGGAAGUGGUGGCACAGACUGAGGUGGUGAGCACGGCGGAGAGCCAUCCUGUGGAAGAUCCGCGAACAUCGCGGUUCACAUGGACAAUUGAGAACUUCACCAGGUUCAAUGGGAAGAAGCACUAUUCAGAGGUUUUUGUCGUUGGCGGAUUCAAAUGGCGUGUGCUGAUUUUCCCCAAGGGGAACAAUGUGGACCACUUCUCAAUGUACUUAGAUGUUGCUGACUCAGCCAACCUCCCGUCUGGUUGGAGCCGCUAUGCUCAGUUUAGUCUUGCUGUUGUAAACCAGAUCCAGCCAAAUACCCAACAUCAAUUUAAUGCUCGUGAGAGUGAUUGGGGUUUCACAUCUUUUAUGCCUUUGAGUGAGCUGUAUGAUGCAAGUAGAGGUUACCUCGCGAAUGAUACUGUUGUUGUGGAGGCUGAGGUUGCUGUCCGCAGAAUGGUUGACUAUUGGACAUAUGACUCAAAAAAGGAAACUGGUUAUGUGGGUCUGAAAAACCAAGGAGCUACCUGUUAUAUGAACUCCCUUCUACAAACACUAUACCAUAUACCGUACUUCAGGAAGGCUGUGUAUCAUAUGCCAACCACUGAAAAUGACAUGCCAUCAGGAAGUAUUCCCUUGGCGCUGCAGAGCCUUUUCUACAAGCUCCAGUACAGUGACAGUAGUGUAGCUACAAAAGAGCUGACCAAAUCUUUUGGAUGGGACACAUAUGAUUCUUUCAUGCAACAUGAUGUACAAGAGCUCAACAGAGUUCUCUCUGAGAAACUUGAGGACAAAAUGAAGGGCACUGUCGUAGAAGGAACGAUUGAGCAAUUAUUUGAAGGUCACCACAUCAAUUACAUUGAGUGUAUAAAUGUUGAGUAUAAAUCUAACCGCAAGGAGUCCUUUUAUGAUCUUCAACUUGACGUCAAAGGUUGUCGUGACAUUUAUUCAUCAUUUGAUAAAUAUGUUGAAGUUGAGCGUCUAGAGGGUGAUAACAAGUAUCAUGCAGAGAAUCAUGGUCUACAGGAUGCGAAGAAGGGAGUUCUUUUCCUUGAUUUCCCCCCUGUUUUGCAACUCCAGCUGAAGCGCUUUGAGUAUGAUUAUAUGAGAGAUACCAUGGUUAAGAUUAAUGAUCGCUACGAGUUCCCUCUGCAACUUGAUCUGGAUAGAGAUGGUGGCAAAUACCUUGCUCCAGAUGCAGAUCGAAGUACAAGAAACCUUUACACUCUUCACAGUGUUCUUGUUCAUAGCGGUGGGGUACAUGGCGGUCACUACUAUGCAUUCAUACGACCAACUCUAUCUGAGCAAUGGUAUAAAUUUGAUGAUGAGCGUGUAACAAAAGAAGAUGCUAAGAAGGCUCUUGAAGAGCAAUAUGGGGUAGCUCGAGAUGAGGAUUUGAAGGAACAAAUUGGAAAGGAUAUAUAUUUUGAUUUGGUGGACCAUGAAAAAGUCCGUAAUUUCCGUAUACAGAAACAAAUGCCUUUUAGUUCUUUCAAGGAGGAAGUUGCCAAGGAAUAUGGCAUCCCUGUGCAGUUUCAGCGCUUCUGGUUGUGGGCCAAGAGGCAAAACCAUACAUACCGCCCUAAUCAUCCAUUGACCCUUCAUGAGGAAACACAAUCUGUGGGGCAACUGAGGGAGGUAUCAAAUAAGGCACACAAUGCUGAGUUGAAGCUGUUUUUGGAAGUAGCACUUGGGCUGGAUUUGCGGCCGCUCCCUCCUCCUGAGAAGGGCAAGGAAGAUAUUCUUCUUUUCUUCAAACUCUACAACCCAGAAAAGGAAGAACUUUGUUUUAUGGGGAGGCUCUUCGUGAAGGCAUUGGGCAAACCUUCAGAAAUCCUGGCAAAACUAAACGAAAUGGCUGGAUUUUCCCCUGAUCAAGAAAUUGAGCUUUAUGAGGAAAUUAAGUUUGAGCCAAACGUGAUGUGUGAAAUUAUCGACAAGAAACUCACUUUUCGUUCUAGUCAGCUUGAAGAUGGGGACAUUCUCUGUUUCCAAAAAUCACCAGGAGCAGACUAUGAUGCACGAGUGCGAUAUCCAGAUGUUCCUUCAUUUUUGGAGUAUGUCCAUAAUAGGCAGGUUGUGCAUUUCCGGUCUUUGGAGAAACCAAAGGAUGAUGCUUUUUCUUUGGAAUUGUCAAAGCUUCAUACCUAUGAUGAUGUUGUUGAGAGAGUUGCUCGCCAACUUGAAUUGGACGAUCCAGCGAAAAUUCGGCUUACAUCCCACAAUUGCUACUCUCAGCAACCUAAACCACAACCUGUCAAAUAUCGAGGAGUGGAGCAUCUGUUGGACAUGCUCAUCCAUUACAAUCAGACGUCUGACAUCUUGUAUUAUGAAGUGUUGGAUAUACCACUGCCAGAAUUGCAGUUCCUGAAAACCCUAAAAGUCGCAUUCCACCAUCCUACGAAGGAUGAGGUUGUUAUUCAUAGUAUCAGGCUUCCAAAAAAUAGCACCAUUGCUGAUGUAAUAAAUGACCUGAAAACUAAGGUUGAACUGUCCAGUCCAAAUGCUGAACUACGUGUGCUAGAAGUUUUUUACCACAAGAUCUAUAAGAUCUUUCCACUACAAGAGAAGAUAGAGAAUAUAAACGAUCAAUAUUGGACACUACGUGCUGAGGAGAUUCCAGAAGAGGAGAAAAACAUAGGUCCAAAUGAUCGGCUAAUUCAUGUUUAUCACUUCACGAAAGAUAUUAAUCAGACUCAGCAAAUUCAGAACUUUGGAGACCCGUUCUUUCUGCUCAUUCAUGAAGGUGAGACUUUAGCAGAAGUCAAGAAGCGCAUACAGAGUAAACUUCAAGUCUCUGCCGAUGAAUUUUCCAAGUGGAAAUUUGCAUUUAUAUCGAUGAAUCGGCCAGACUACCUCCAGGAUUCAGAUGUUAUAUCUACUCGCUUUCAGAGGAGAGAGGUCUAUGGAGCUUGGGAGCAAUAUCUUGGGAUGGAGCACACUGAUACUGCACCAAAAAGGGCUUAUACAGUGAAUCAGGUUCUGUUAUUUAACCCUAACUUUCUUCCGGUGAUUUCAACUACCUGCAGAACCGUCACUCGUACGAAAAGCCGGUCAAAAUUUACAAUUGAAAUUUCUAACUGGUCUGGCAUCAUGGUGAAGUACUCCAUAUGA
Miscanthus lutarioriparius is the source of this 3189-nucleotide messenger RNA. Lineage: Eukaryota; Viridiplantae; Streptophyta; Magnoliopsida; Poales; Poaceae. The record is from the annotation of a GenBank genome assembly.